UUAACUUGAAUAUUCAGAUAUUUAUCCAAACAUAAUUGCUAUGGGUUUUCCUGCGGACAGACUUGAAGGAGUAUACCGAAACAACAUUGAUGAUGUAGUAAGGUUUUUGGAUUCAAAACAUAAAAACCAUUACAAGAUAUACAAUCUAUGUGCUGAAAGACAUUAUGACACCGCCAAAUUUAACUGCAGAGUUGCACAGUAUCCUUUUGAAGACCAUAACCCACCACAGCUAGAGCUUAUCAAACCUUUUUGUGAAGAUCUUGACCAAUGGCUGAGUGAAGAUGACAAUCAUGUUGCAGCAAUUCAUUGUAAAGCUGGAAAGGGACGAACUGGUGUAAUGAUUUGUGCAUAUUUGUUGCAUCGAGGCAAGUUUUUAAAGGCUCAAGAAGCUCUAGAUUUUUAUGGGGAAGUAAGGACCAGAGACAAGAAGGGAGUAACUAUUCCCAGUCAGAGACGCUAUGUGUAUUACUAUAGUUACCUGUUAAAGAAUCACCUGGAUUAUAGACCAGUGGCACUGCUGUUCCAUAAGAUGAUGUUUGAAACAAUUCCAAUGUUCAGUGGCGGAACUUGUAAUCCUCAGUUUGUGGUAUACCAACUAAAGGUAAAGAUAUUUACCUCCCCUUCAGGACCCCCAAGACGAGAAGACAAAUACAUGUACUUUGAAUUCCCUCAGCCAUUGCCGGUGUGCGGUGAUAUCAAAGUAGAAUUCUUCCACAAACAGAACAAGAUGUUGAAAAAGGACAAAAUGUUUCACUUUUGGGUAAAUACAUUCUUCAUAGGACUGGAUGAAAAUUCAGACAAAGUAGAAAAUGGAAGUCUAGUUGGAGAUCAGGAACUUGAUGGUAUUUUCAGCACAGAACGCUCAGAUAAUGACAAGGAAUAUCUAAUCCUUACGUUAACAAAAAAUGAUCUAGAUAAGGCAAAUAAAGACAAAGCCAACAGAUAUUUCUCCCCAAACUUCAAGGUGAAGCUAUUUUUCACGAAAACAGAGGAGCCAUCAAAUCCAGAGGCUAGCAGUUCUACUUCAGUAACACCGGAUGUUAGUGACAAUGAACCUGAUCAUUAUAGAUAUUCUGACACCACUGACUCUGAUCCAGAGAAUGAACCUUUUGAUGAAGAUCAGCAUACGCAGAUUACAAAAGUCUGAAUAUUUUUUUUAUCUGGGAAAAAAAACCACGAAGAGACAAACUUGAAUAAACUGAAAAAAAGGACCUUUUCAAAUGGCAAUAGAACAUUGUGUCAGAUUACCAAUUAUAGGAACAAUUCUUUCCUGACCAAUCUUAUUUUGCCCUAUAAAUCUACAGGGUUUGACAUUUGUUGUCCAGUUGAAAAAGGUUACGUAGCUAUGUUAUGUAUAUACCUUUUUGUGUCAAAAGGACAUUAAAAUUUCAAUUAGGAAAUAUAAAGAUGGCACUUUCCCAUUUUAUUCCAGUUUUAUAAAAGUGGAGACAGAUCUGAUGUGUAUGCGUAGGAAUUUUUCCUUUUGUCUGUCACCAACUGCAGUUGGGGGGGAAAAAAGCUUUCUGAUAUACAGGUUCACAUCCUGCCCCUUUUUUUGCACUUAAGUGGCAACAGAUAAGUCCGCAGUUGGCUAAGAGAAGUUUCUAAAGGGUUGUACUACAUUCUGAUGCAUGUAUUCUGGAUAGGGGAAUGAAAGAAAUGCUCUGAAAGGAAUAUAUUAUGCUGGACCCUGGACUAUGUACCAUAUCCAGCUACUUACAUGCACCUUUCUUUAGCAUGCUGCAGUAAUUAAUCCUGGACGUUUGAGGAAUCGGCCGCUGUCACUGCUUGUUGUUUGUGCAUUUUAUUUUUUUAAGCAUAAUGGUGCUAGAAAAGGCAGCUAGAGGGAGUGAUUCCAUAUAGGGGUACAGGAAUGAACCUUCCACAACAUCUUAAAGACCCACAAAUGAAGGGAUAUGAAAAAAAUGGGGUCACAGAUAAGAAACACAGCAACAAUGACUUAACCAUACAAAUGUGGAGGCUAUCAACCUAAAAUGGGCUUGAAACUAUUGUUCUAAAAAAGACAAUGAUUUAUUAAAUGUUUUUCUCAAUUGUAAUGGCUGCUCCAUCUCCUGUGUAAUCAAGGCCAGUGCUGAAAGUCAGAUGCUAUUAGUACGUACAUCAGUCAACAUCUUACUUAUUUUAUUAGUUUUUCAAUCAUAUACCUGCUGUGAAUGCUUCAUGUGCUGCAUUGCAAGCUUUUUUUCUCAUUAAAUAUAAAAUAUUUUAUAACGGUGCAUGAGAAACUUCAAUUUGAAAUUCUACAGGUUAGUGUUUAUUUUGAAGAUUUAUGGAUUCAUUUAUUCAAACAAACAGCUGUCAGCCCUUCCCCCCCUUUGACCUUACACAUUCUAUUACAUUCAUUACAAUGAGUUUUGCAGUUUUGCACACUUUUUUUAAAAUGUCAUUAACUGUUAGGGAAUUUUACUUGAAUACUUAGUACCUACAAUGUUUAAAAAGAGACAUUACACAUGGUAUAAAGGAAACCAGUCUUUCAAUAAAUUCUCAACACUGCACAGAUACAAAGAUGUGUACUUUUUAAAAGUAGAACAUGUCCCAAAUAUUCUAUCUGUUGUUUGCUAUUAAAAGAAUUAGAUAUCCAAACUAGCAGUGUUGUAUCAUUCCUUCAUAGGGAUAUAGCCAGAAAUAGUGAUUGAGCUUCACUUUUGAAUAUUAUGAUUGACAUGCCCAGACUGCAGAUAAUUUAAGAGUACAACUAUUGUUGAAUACAGAUAUGAAAUUUUUUUUUUUUUAAAUUCUGUUCACUCUGAAAUACACCAUGACCUUCAAACUUCUGGAAUAUCUACCCCAAAAGUUACACUUUAUGGUGUAAAGUCCAAUUUUAAUUAACUUACUGGCGCCGAAGUUGUUUAUUAGCUGUGUUCUUACCGAGUUAACAAAUGAAUCUGUGAUCCAUAGGGCCCAGUACAACAGCAUUAACAGAAUAUGAAUUGUAAAAAGAUAAGGCAGGACUUCACCUACAUUUUGGUAAACAAAGGUGUAACAUGCUUUUUCAGUAUUUAUUGGUCAAUUUUGCUCGUCAAAUUCGUGAUCUAAACUUAUAACAAAGCUAUUAUAGGAUUUUCUGAUUCAUAAGUUAAAUUAGAUUUUAAGGUUUUAACAGAACAAAAAUGCUGGUCCAGCACUCAGAAUUCCCAUUGUUAAAUUGGGCAGCAGGCAAUGGCUACUUGAAGACCAGACUUUAUGCCUUGAUACAUGUUUCACCUUAUGUCUGCUUUUAGCAAUUGAAAAUCAUGUUGGCUAAUAAACAAAAAUAUUCAUGCUUUAAAAUACUUUGAUUUUGACACUGUACUAUGUCCCACUUUUGGGCUCAUGAUAUCAAAAUUAAAUGUGUGGUUCCUGUAUGUAACACUGAUGGCCAGAAUGGAAAUAAUGACAUUAUAAUGGGCUUUUGCACUGUUGUUUUUCCUUUGGAAUGUGAAGGUCUGAAUGAGGGUUUUGAUUAUGAAUGUUUCAAUGUUUUUGAGAAGCCUUGCUUACAUUUUAUGGUAUAGUCAUUGGAAAUGGAAAAAUGGCAUUAUAUAUAUAUUAUAUAUAUAUAAAAAAUAUAUAUAUUAUACAUACUCUCCUAUACUUUCAGUUACCAUCCCCAUAGAACUUGACAAGAAUUACUAUGACUGAAAGGUUUUUGAAUCCUUAUUAAAACGUUAUUUAUGACAGUAUUCAUAAUUAGCUUGAAAUGCAUUCGGUAGGUAAUCUCUGAGUUUCUAGACUGUAUACUUAAACUCCUGGAUGUGCAGCAGCUUACAUGUCUGAAAUUACUUGAAGGCAUCACUUUCAUAAGAGCUUACUGUUAGGCCCUGUACCAUCCAUAGUCAUCUGUAGCCCCACUCGAAAUGUUUUGGCACAGUUAAUUUAAGGGCAGUUGUAUAAAUAGCAUCAAGAUUCUUUGCUGUGGCACAAAUUGUAAACUAAAGUGGAGUUUACAUACAGCAUCAAACGUUUCAGCUUUAAAAAAUAAAAAUAGGGUGCCAGUGUGCAAGUUCCAUGUUUAGUUAUAGCAAAUUUGUGCAAUAUGUUAACGAUGCCUGUGGUUGCCACAAAGUGCCUCGUUUACCUUUAAAUACUGUUAAAAAAUGUCAUGCAUGCAGAUGGAAGAGGUAGAACUGUGUGCUAAAAGAGGCUUUAACUGCAGUUUGGCAGAGGUGCCUUUUACUCUGCUAGUUCAAAUUUUCAGUCUGUUUUCAUAUAUAUAGAGAGAGUGUGUGUGUGUAUAUAUAUAUAUAUAGAGAGAGAGAGAGAGAGAGAGAGAGUGUGUAUGUAUAUACACACACACACGCACACAAAAAACUUGUCAAGCAGCCUUACUCUGAUUCAGUCUCUUCAGAUACUAUUGUGCUGUGCAACAGUGGCUCUGUGUGUAAUGCUAUGCACUGAGGAUACACAAAAACAGCAAAAUAUGACAUGUACAGGAUAAUGCCUCAUACAAAUCAGAUGUCCAUUUGUUGUUGUGUUUAACAACCCUUUAUCUCUUAGUGUUAAAACUCCACUUAAAACUGAUUAAAGUCUCAUUCUUGUCACA
Molecule: messenger RNA, 4543 nt
Organism: Gopherus flavomarginatus (Mexican gopher tortoise)
Lineage: Eukaryota; Metazoa; Chordata; Testudines; Testudinidae
Gene: PTEN
Product: phosphatase and tensin homolog
Exons: 8
Coding region: 41-1147 (368 amino acids)
Biological process (GO): phosphatidylinositol 3-kinase/protein kinase B signal transduction; cell motility; phosphatidylinositol dephosphorylation
Cellular component (GO): cell projection; cytosol; plasma membrane
Molecular function (GO): inositol-1,3,4,5-tetrakisphosphate 3-phosphatase activity; protein tyrosine phosphatase activity; phosphatidylinositol-3,4,5-trisphosphate 3-phosphatase activity
Source: RefSeq, a predicted model, not a curated record